Arctia plantaginis is the source of this 2124-nucleotide messenger RNA. The record is from the annotation of a GenBank genome assembly. Lineage: Eukaryota; Metazoa; Arthropoda; Insecta; Lepidoptera; Erebidae.
AUGUUUUUAAUAGUCUGUUCUUAUGAGGAGAUGCAGCAAAAAUCUGAUGUACAGCUUAGCACGUUACCAUUUAUGUUGCUGGUAGGAGCUGCAAUAGCCCGUUUCAUCUCGUCAGAUCUUCUCGUGGUGAAUGAUGGGCCGGUUAAUCAAAUCGCCAAUAUAACUUAUGGAGUAGAAAACAUAAAUCAAGGCAGCUUGACGUCCAUUUUUUCUCCGCGUAUGGAUUUUGAUCAAUGGAAACCGCUUACUGGUCGAGGGGACCCUCUCCGUAACGAUCCAACAUAUGACUACGAGCCCCCAGUCCUCGAUAGAGUUCAUUACUGGGCUGAUGAAACUAGACUUGAAAGAGAGCAUUAUCCAGAAAGAAAAUCAGAAGUACUAAUGCUUGGUGUUUCUUCCCGAAAACCUAGCGUUACAUCUCGUCAGCCACCAUUGCCAUCUUUACCCCCCAGACGACAUAUGCAUCGACCACUGCUGAAUAAGUACGAAGAUUUUACUUAUAAACUUAGUGAUCAUUAUCCUAUGACAAUACUAGUUCCUCCGCCACCUCCACCUCCUGGACAUCAACCACCAUUGUUCGUGCUCCCUGAAGAUAAACUUACGAAUGCCAACAAACCACAAUCACAAUUGGUAGCCUCGCCCAGUGAUCCCCCUCAAGAGAUAAUCACUGACCCAACUACCGCUCCAGAAUAUUUAUCAUCGUUCUAUGCCUUACAAGAAUCUAACCUAAUUUAUCAAUCUUCUACUACUCAAAACUGGAUCACAAAUGAUACAAAAUCUAUAGCUAAUCAAGCUGUAAGUAGUGAUUAUGCUGGUUGGGGUCCAACGACACCAGUUCAGGAUAACGAUGCAAAUAAUGAAACUUUUAAUUUUAUAUCUAAGGACCACGUAGAAUUGUCAAAUCAUCCAUACUCAUUCUACAAGCCAAUGUCAUCUGAACCACUGCCAAAGAAAACAUCUAGCCCUUUAAUUCUUUCUACUUUCUUGCCAACUGUUUUGCCACCUACAACAGUCUUAGAAACAACUACAACUUUUAGUCAAGCGACUUGGCCUACAGAACGAACCACUGAUGCAUUAGAUCUUCCUACAGAGGCACCUCAAGAGGAUACUACUGAAAGCGAUAACUCAGUUUUGUUACAACAAACUCCAAUUCCUACUUCUGGUACUAACUCACAAACAAGUAUGUUAGAUAUGCUUAGACCAAUGAUGACUAUGCCAAUGGUUAAUGGUCCAGAAAGACCUGAAGAUAACCUUUACGCACAUGCGUCAGAAAACAUUCAAGUAUUCAACGUCAACGAACACAAUCUUAAAGAUAUCCAGAUUGAAACAAUGCAAACUAUGCAACCCCCACCACCUAUUAAACCUUCUGAAAGUUCAACUAUGACACACAUUCAACAAUUUCACGUAAAUUCGCAACUCUCUAAUAAAAAUCCAACAUUUUAUACGCACGGACCUUAUUUGCACGCCCGUUUUACAACACCAAUAGCUACAACUAUAGAUGACUAUUCAGAAAAUAUUAAACAGACCACAGAAUUGCCUACUGCAUCAAUGUACUUAAUAAUACAAGGGCACUCAAAAGUCAAAACAUAUGGAUCGAAGCCGAAAGAAUCAGAAAGUAAAGUUGUCAUCGGGAAUGAAAUUCCUAAGCUUAAUAAAACAAAUGAGGUCAAACAUCUCCAUCCAAUUACAAAAAAAACCGCUAAGAAACUUGAUAUAACUGACAUAAACCGAAAAAGUAAAUCUAAUAAUCUUAAAACACUCAUUGACAAAGGUUUCGGAUCAAUUGAAAUACAGGAGACUGAUCUUGGAAUUAAAUAUGACGUCAGUGAUGGUAGUAAUGUUCCAAUAGAAGUAUACAGAAAAGGAAUAGUAGACAAUGACCAGAACGAUUAUUCAUCUGGCAAAAUAAAAAGUGUGGCAACACGAAUAAAGCGUCAGAUUGAUCUAGAGGAUUUAAUGCCUUUCGACGAAGAUGAUAUAGAAGAGUAUGUAUUUAAAUCUUUAGAAGGAAAAAAAAAUGAAACUAGUAUUACUGGAUUAAUCGCACAAGCAGUAACUAGCGACGCAGCCUCAGCUGUGGAUGAAUUAGAUAAUGAAGACGAUAUAUUAGAAGAAGAAAGAUGA